This is a messenger RNA of Gadus morhua (Atlantic cod), 1861 nucleotides long. It is a transcript of the gene mea1, whose product is annotated as male-enhanced antigen 1. Gene Ontology annotation, biological process: spermatogenesis. The record is from RefSeq and is a predicted model, not a curated record. The transcript has 4 exons. Bases 323 to 919 code for a protein of 198 amino acids. NCBI's taxonomy places the organism in Eukaryota, Metazoa, Chordata, Actinopteri, Gadiformes, Gadidae.
UUCCGUUUCCGCCUAUGACGUACCCGGAAGUAGAGCAACGGCCCCCCGGAGCGACCGACGACCAUCAGGACAGCGCUGAAUAAAGGGUGAAUCCACACCAGAGGCGAAUCCGAUGAUAAACAGCCCGUUAACGAGCUCCAGACCCGCCGUUGAGAGAUCACAACAUCAGCGCAGGGUGUCCGGACGGUCCGUGGCUCCUUGACGGUCUGUGGCUCUGUGACGGUCUGGCCUCCUUGCGUGUCGUGUCCCAUCCUGCUGACCACUUGUGCCCGUCCCGUCCCGACCCCAGCCAGGCUCCUCCUCCAGAUCGCCGUGACCGUGGAUGGAAGUGGCGGUGUCGGGAGACAUGGGACCGGAGAGAAUCUUGCCAAACUCGGAGGACGACCUGGGUCAGGAGCGGCCGUCGGACGGAGCAGUUCACGACGUGGUGGGGGUGGGCGGGGAGUGGAGCGGGGAGGACGGCGAUGAGGAGGAGGACGGAGGAGAGGGAGGCGUCGAGGAAGAGGAGGAGAACGCAGGGUACUACUACCAGCCGUUGAACCAGGACCCUGAGGGGCCGAACGGCCUGGAGGCAGGUGACCCCCACGCCGAGCAGAUACUCGAGGUCCAGGACCGGAUAGAGGCGAUGGGCCUGCACCUGCCCCCCCCUCCCGACAGUGAUGAGGAGGCGGAGCCAGAGGGGGAGGUGGCCGAGCGAAGCCACGCCUCCAUCCCCAUGGACCAAGACCAUGUGGAGCUGGUGAAGAGGACCAUGGCCGCCAUCGCCCUUCCCACCCUGGGGGUCCCUGCCUGGGCCCAGGCCAUCUCCGACGACCAGUGGACCCACAUGGUCCAGCACACCCUGCACACCCACCAGAGCAGCUCCGCCCUCCGCGGCCUGCCGGACGGGGACCCCGACCUGGACCCGGACCUGGACUGAACUAUGAACCCCCCCCCCCCCCCCCCCCCCUCCCCUUACCGGACUGUGACCUCCGUGUGACCUCGGCUAGGAACCCCGCUGACCACUCGGAGAGAAGACCCAGCAUGUCGGGGAACCACCUGUGUUUAGAACCAGUUCGACUCCAGUUUAAACCAGUUCAGCUCCGGUUUUAAGCAGGUCGCAGCUGUUUCAACCAAUCCAAUUCCGAUAAGGUUUAGACCGUAUCAAGUCUGAGCUGGUUUGAACCGGUUGAAACCGCGUAUUCAACCAGUUUUAACCAGGGCUGCAAAAACCAGUUUAGACUGGCAUGGAUCCUGUUUAAACUAGUUUGCUGUUGUGCCACUGAAGCCCCUGUGAGCUCUAGGUGUUCCCAGUGUGUUGGUGUGUAGUGAUGUGCGUCCUGUCCUCUGACCCAGCAGCUCUGUGGUUAGGCUGUUUAAAUAAAGUUUUAUUGAGUGAACCUGACAAAAACUGGACCCUUAACAGUAAACUUGCAGAACUCAUCCAGAGUGGUCGGACAGAUGUCGUCAUGGUGAUGUUAGGAUGGUUGAAAUCCGACCAAUCAUAUGAUCCCGACCUGGCGCCGCCCAGUCAGAGGUCCGGGUCCAGGAGGUAUCUGCUGCUCUUCCCGCCCUUUAACCAACCAAUCCCAUAACCGAUCCGUCUCUGAACCAAUCAGAACCCUUGGUUCCCUCCCCCCUCUCUGUCUCCUACAUUCCACCCAGACGCUUCUGUGAGUUACAUUUGAUUGUUUUUAACUUUGUUCCUUUUUAUUGUCAAUACAGUACAACUAAUCAAUACAAUGCCGUCGUCAAUACUCUGAGGAGGAGCAGGAGGAGGAAGCGACAGCGCGGCGACGUCAGCCCUCCUCUUAAUUCAGCUCCUCCGUACAAAAGCUUCCUCUGCGUGUGAUGCUCUACUCUAUUAAAGGACUCUGAUGUA